This is a messenger RNA of Branchiostoma belcheri (Belcher's lancelet), 3381 nucleotides long. RefSeq names its product katanin p60 ATPase-containing subunit A1-like. Gene Ontology annotation, biological process: microtubule severing. The record is from RefSeq and is a predicted model, not a curated record. Gene Ontology annotation, cellular component: microtubule cytoskeleton. The transcript has 11 exons. The coding region runs from base 147 to 1658 and encodes 503 amino acids. NCBI's taxonomy places the organism in Eukaryota, Metazoa, Chordata, Leptocardii, Amphioxiformes, Branchiostomatidae. Gene Ontology annotation, molecular function: microtubule binding; ATP binding; ATP hydrolysis activity.
CGGGCUCCCCUGCAGGUUGAAGUGAAAUUUCGUCAGUUUGCAGGUUGCCUUGUAAACGGAGUACAGUUUCACCGGAAAACGUCUUCAUCGUUGGCAUUUCUAGAUUUUGUCCGUUCGUUCAGUGGGCAGGAUAAAGUGCUGACAUCAUGGGGACGAGUUUUGCGGAGAUCUGUGAGAACUGUAAGAUGGGACGUGAGUACGCGCUGCUGGGGAACUACGACACGUCGCUGGUGUACUACCAGGGCGUGCUGCAGCAGAUCCAGAAACUACUGGUCUCUAUCAAGGAACCCGCACGCAAGCACAAGUGGCAACAGGUGCGACAGGAGAUUGCCACGGAGUAUGAACACGUGAAGGACAUCAGCGGAACGCUCAACAGCUUCAAGACAGACAACCAGGGCGCCCGCGGCCGCGUGCACGAGGAACCCACGCGGGAUCCUGACGUCUGGCCACCGCCCACUCCGGUCGAACACAAACCUUCUCCCAACUAUAACCGGCGUGGACCAGUCCGAGCUGAACCACGACAAGCUCCCGCCCGCGUGGGCCCGUCCAACCCUCCCGGCCGCGGGGCAGCUGACCGGCGGGAUCGGCGGGCAGGGCCGUCAGCGGGGGGCGGGGGAGACCGCAGGGGUGACCCCAGGGCACGCGGGCCGCCUGGACGCCAGGACGCGAAAGGAAGAGGAAAGGGCAAAGAUGAAAAAGGAGAUCGGAAGUCUCCAGAUGAAGAGAAGAAGUUUGACCCUGCAGGUUAUGAUAAGGACCUGGUGGAGGCCCUGGAGAGAGACAUUGUGCAGAGAAACCCCAAUGUACACUGGGAUGACAUUGCAGGGAACCCUGAGGCUAAGAGGCUGUUGGAGGAGGCUGUGGUACUGCCCAUGUGGAUGCCAGACUUCUUCAAGGGGAUCAGAAGGCCUUGGAAGGGAGUGUUGAUGGUAGGCCCGCCUGGUACUGGGAAGACCAUGCUUGCCAAAGCCGUCGCUACCGAGUGUGGCACCACGUUUUUCAAUGUGACGUCUUCAACAUUAAGCUCCAAGUACCGAGGAGAGUCUGAGAAACUGGUGCGACUACUGUUUGAAAUGGCUCGUUUCUACGCUCCCAGCACCAUCUUUGUGGAUGAGAUAGACUCCAUCUGUAGCCGGCGAGGCAGUGACUCUGAACACGAGGCCAGUCGCAGGGUCAAGUCUGAGCUGCUGAUUCAGAUGGACGGUGUGUCGGCUAAUGAAGGAGAUGAAGGGAAGAUGGUGAUGGUUCUGGCAGCCACUAACUUCCCCUGGGACCUGGACGAGGCCCUGCGCCGCCGGCUGGAGAAGAGGAUCUAUAUCCCCCUGCCUGACACAUCAUCGAGGGAAGAGCUGCUUAAGAUCAACCUGAAGGAAGUGCCGAUUGCUGAAGACGUCAUCCUGGCCUCUAUAGCUGAGAAAAUGGACGGGUACUCUGGUGCUGACAUCACCAAUGUCUGCAGAGAUGCCUCCAUGAUGGCCAUGCGGCGCCGUAUCGAGGGUCUGACUCCAGAUCAGAUUAAGAACCUCCCCAAGGAGGAGCUGGAACUCCCCACCUGCAUGAAGGACUUUGAAGAAGCCUUGAAGAAAGUCUCCAAGUCUGUGUCCAAGGAUGAUCUGGCCAAGUAUGUCAAGUGGAUGGAGGAGUUUGGAUCUACAUAAAAUAUACCUGAUCCUCUUCAUCAGAAUGGACUUCUUCAGCUGUACUUAGUCAUCUUUUUGUUACGUUGGACCAGUGAAAGCUGCAAAUAACCUCAUCCAGUUCCAUUCUGCUCAGUAUUGCCUUGAAUGAUUGAAAUUGAAAGUCCUUUUGAAAUUGGAGUAGAUGAGAUGUGUGUCUCAGAAUAUAAAUUCAGUGUAUUUUGUUGGAAGUCUUCAGUACAUAGUCAGACUCAGAGAUAGUGCAAACAAGUUGCAGAAAUGUAAAGAUAGCUCUGCUGUCCGGCCAGUGCCUUCUUGUCUUAAUCUGUCCAUUCUCCCCAGACUUGCUGCAUCAAAAGCUGUUGAAUAUGUAUGUCCUUCUGUCUUGUCUUUUCUCACUAUUUCUUCCUACUAUGUUAAUGAUAUUACUAGCACAAACACAUGUUCUGUAACACUGGCUACACAAUUGAGGAGAACUUCCUUACCGUCCAUGAUGUAUAAAAUCUUGUAGAACAUUACAGAACACAUGUAUUUGCAAAGAAUGAGAUUGUUGGUACAUACUGCACUGUGUUAUUUGAUUUGAUGUGGUGGUAGAAGUAAUUUCAGAGACUAGCUCAGUUAGGAAUAUUGAGUGCUGUUGAAUGGCACUGGAUUUUGUGCAUCAGUUUUCUUUGUACCACAAAGGGGAAGGUUUAACUAAUAACGCCAAUAUCUGGUGUUCUGCUAGCCAAGGUACAGAAAUUUGUCUGGUAACAGCACGAAACCAGUUGAAUAGAUGUCAAAGUAAUCAUUUAUGAUACUUUAUCAGCAUUGUUAUAUGAAAUUUCUUCCCCCUUUGAGAUGAUUCAACUCAUACUUUUCACUCCUCUGAGCUGAACACAUCUCCAACAGAAAGUAGACUGGGGUUAACAUAGUCCACUGUAUUGACCCUCAGUAUGAUUGGUACAGCAUCAUUCCAACUGAAUGUGAACUCAAGUCAUUCCUCAAACCAUGGAACUCACAAUUAGAAUCUUUUUGCAGAUGGUCAUGUUGUGAGACAUCAAUUUUGUUCUGUAAUGUAGAGGAGAUGUUACCAUACCAAUGUAUACUACCUGAGCUGACUGUACACUGUAGUUACUGAGUACUACAGGCACUAGAAUAUGUUUAUAAAUUUGCGAUGAUUGAAUGAACUAAUAAUUUGGUUCCAUAGCUAGCCCUGACUCCAUUGUACUUAUAGCGGGACAGACCAUUAUUUGGAGGGUGGAGCUUGUGUUACACAGACUUCUAACCUGUGUCCGCCUGGGUAAAAUGUGUAAAAGUGUAGACAUGCAAAACUAGAGCUUAGUAAUCUGUGUGACACAAACUCCACACCAUAUAAUAUCCUAGCCUAUGUAACCCAAGCUCCGGGGGGCUCCCUACAUAGUCCGCCACCCAAUUUUUUCGGGGGCCGGGUGGAUGUUGGGCGGCCAGCAAAAGCGAUUUAAUCAGGCUAAUAAUAUCCCUCCCGCUAUAAGCAUGAUGUAAUCAAGAUUGUUAAUGAAGCUAGACCUUAGCUCCCUACCAGAAAGCCUAACAAGGCUUGUAUUUCAUUGCACAAAUGUUGUGCCUUUACUAUCUUUGUGUUAGAGUUACAUUUGAAUGAACCAAUGAGUGAUUUUGUUGACAAAACACACACACAAACACACACACACACACACUUUGAUGCACAGAACUAUAAACACCAAGUUAUUUGAUGUGUUUGGAAAUAAAAAUUGCUGCACUUUGA